Malaya genurostris is the source of this 3420-nucleotide messenger RNA. Its product is annotated as protein lin-54 homolog. The transcript is spliced from 6 exons. Gene Ontology annotation, biological process: regulation of DNA-templated transcription. NCBI's taxonomy places the organism in Eukaryota, Metazoa, Arthropoda, Insecta, Diptera, Culicidae. Gene Ontology annotation, cellular component: nucleus. The record is from RefSeq and is a predicted model, not a curated record. The coding region runs from base 445 to 2757 and encodes 770 amino acids.
UCGCAGUUUGACAAGUUUGCCAAUAAGAAAAUAGGAGCCAAAAGUGCAGAAAAACGAAGAAAAUAUAAAUUUGAUUUUUGAAAAAUUUAUUUGCUAGCGCUAUUUUUCCGUAUUUAUUUAGCCUCGGCGACCGAAUGUGGUCUUAAAUAGUACUACUUCGUGCGUGGAAUUAGUGAAAUCAUUUGUGAAGCUGUCAGAACGCGUCGUUGGCGUCGAUUUGUGAGCUGCUGAAAUUCAGUAGUAAAACGACUCCCCAGCAAAGUGUGGUGACAGUUUUCCAGUUGGAACUGCUGCGGUGAGUCUGAAAAUAUCGGAGAUUAUCGAACGGGUAGACGAUUCUUGGUACUUGUUGGCAGCCAAUCAAUGAUUGUUUUUUGAUUACUGGUGUUAUCGUACUGUGAACCAGCUUAUUUUUAACGGAAGUUGCCAGGCAUAAACGACGGAAUGGAGGUCGAUGAAGAAUAUUGUUAUGAUGACGGUGCCGAGGACUUUGGUAUGCACACUUUGGAAGAAGGAACUUUGGUCGGUUCAGAUGAUUUGGUUGAAUAUUCCGGGGAUGAAGAUGAGCAAUACGAUGAUAUUGGUUUCAUAAAAUCAGAGGCACUAGUGGAGGAAAGCAUUCCAAGAUCAGUGAUAAACAGUCCAAACAUUACGGUGAAGCGAGUUGUCAACAACACGGCCAAACCAGUAUCAACGAUGUUGCAGAAAAUUGCCCCAAAACCUGGCCAUCUGAUACGCACGACUGAUUCUUCCGGCAAGGUCGUGCUAAUUCAAAGACCAUCCAACUCGGGUGCUCCGGUGAAGCUACUUAACAAUGCCAAAACUACACCAACAACCACGAAAACAACUUCAUAUCAUUUGGUCAAAAACGACGGAAGCGUGUUGAUGCGUCCAAAAGCAACACCUCAGGCCCUGGUUCGUCGAGUGGUUUCUGCAGCUGAGUCUUCCAGCGCACCCCGAACGAAAGUCAUCGCCAAAGCACCAACCCAUGUUGUGAUUCACACAAAAUCCGGAACCGCCGGAACCACCACCAAAACCGUUACUGUAGCGGAAGCCCAUCAAAUGGGUCUACUGAAUAACAAAAUGAAACAGGUGGUGACAGUGGCUAAACCUAGACCCACGGGAACUGCAGUCAUGAAAUCACCGGUCAAGAUUCUUCAUAGUGCUACGACCGGAUCUGAGGUAGUUCGAGUUAAGCAGGAAGCUCCCGAAACAUCAGCCCAAACUCAUAAAGUUCUCAUCAAGCCAAAUUCAACGGCUACCACCAAAACUGCUAUACAUAGUCAAAAAGUACUUCUGCCUCAAAGUGCCAUUCAGGCAGGUCAACAGUCGGGACAAAUUCAGGCAAUCAAUAUUCCGGGCAAAGGCAUACAAUAUGUACGGUUUUUGAACCAGAAUUCUGGGUCCAGUAAUGCUACCACCAUUGGACGAAAAAUUGUUCAAGUUGUGAAUAAACCAUCGAACGCUGGUACUGGCCCUGGAUCAAAAAUCAUUGUACAAAACUCUAAAACAUACGUGGUAAGCAACGGCAAUGUGACGACCGCUCGCAGUUUGCCCAAUUCACAGCAGAUGCGAGCGAUAGCAGCUGGUUCAGCUCGCAAAGUAAUUGUGUCGAACGAAGAAUCUCAAAUAGGUGUCAUCAAGAGAGAACCGGACUCGACUCGGUACGUGACACUAGUUCGGAAAGAAGACAGCAACGCUUCGGAUAUGGUGACAACGCUAACCGCGUCACAGCUCAACCAACUGAAAGGUACAACCACCGUAAUGGCAGGUGGUACCAAAACCAAAAUCGUUAUGGUGCCUUCCGACUAUACGAGGCAGGUGAAAGUCGCUAAUUCCUGUUCCGCAGGAACGCAGGGAUCUUCUAUGAGCAACCCACCCGCAAUUAUUUCCGUGAAGCGCGAGUCGAUAAGCGGCUCGGAGGAUGAAACCCGUCGGGGUCCGCCCAUUGGGACGGCCUAUCCCGAUGAAGCAUACAAAAAACGUCCGUGCAAUUGUACCAAGUCGCAGUGUUUGAAGCUGUACUGUGAUUGUUUUGCCAAUGGGGAAUUUUGCUAUAAUUGCAACUGCCGCGAUUGCUACAACAACCUGGAUAACGAAGAGGAACGGCAGAAAGCAAUCCGCGCGACACUGGAGCGGAAUCCUAGUGCGUUCAAACCGAAAGUGUGUGCCGUCAGUGCCGCGGAAGAUUCCCUGCGCCAGCACACGAAGGGUUGCAACUGCAAACGAUCCGGUUGUCUGAAAAACUACUGCGAGUGUUACGAGGCGAAAAUUCCAUGUUCCGGCAACUGCAAAUGCAUAGGUUGUCGCAACACCGAGCAAUUCGCUAAAGAGUACGAAUACGCAACGGGUCUGUCGAGCAGCGUAAUAGCGGCUGGAAGCGAAGCAGGCGUUGCAAUAGGAAUCGAUUCAGAACAAUUAUCCGGUGACGACACCAUGGCAGAAACCGAACACGCUGGUACCAGCUUUGGAACGCCGGCCACUGUCGUUUCGGGAUCUGGCGAAUGUUCAUCCAGUAUAGGAGUGAAGCGAUUACUUCCGGCGGAGCCGGAUCUCACACAGUUACCACCUUCAAAGCAACCGUACAACUUCAUGACGCCGGACGUGAUUGAGGCGACGGUGCAAUGCAUGAUUGCGCAAGCGGACGAAUGCCAGAAGCGUGGGUGCAAUAUACGCACCGCUGAACGCAUGAUUCUAGAGGAGUUUGGACGCUGUCUGGUGGAGAUAAUUGACUUUUCUACAAAAUCGGAUAGCUAAAUGGUAGUCGUAAAGUAGGUGUGUGUUUGUAUGUGUGAGUUUAUUGAGUACAUUAUUGUACUCACUGAUUUAGUUUUCUGUUCAAUCAUGGAACAAGAGUAUAUUGCACAUAUAUUUACCUUUAUACGAACGCGGACGCUUUAUUCUUCUGAUACUGAAUAUUAGUUUAGUUUGUGCCAUAAUGAUGGCAUUAAAAUAACACGGUUAUUUAACCAAAAUUUUAUAUCAAAUUCAUUAGCAAUAAAUGUUCUUCUAACAUAAUGAACAUAAAGGAAGUAGUCCUUUGUAUUAAUAUUUAUUAUAUCUCACCACUUUUCAUUUUAUCUUUUUUUUUUGUAAAGACUAGUCUUCAGCUUUUGUUUUACAAUAGCAUGGCUGUACUUUAGAUUUUGUUUAUAAAGGAUUGAACCUUGAAUUCAACACAAUUGUAGCAGUAAAUUUGACGCGAACGUGAACAGAAAUAUCUUCUCAAAGAUUUAGAUAGAUAAAAUUAGUUACAUCAGAGUGCAAAUAGGAUGAUAAUUUGUAAGAUAGUGUACAAACAGUUCUAAAGAUUGACGGUGAUUCAUAGUGCGAUAGCAUUAUGAAUCGAUUGUCUCAUUGUUGAUAGAGUGGAAAUAAAAUAUAAAUAUAUAAAGGCAAAUCAUUCUUGCUAAAUUUUGA